Aphanomyces astaci is the source of this 998-nucleotide messenger RNA. RefSeq lists its product as hypothetical. The record is from RefSeq and is a predicted model, not a curated record. The transcript has a single exon. Lineage: Eukaryota; Oomycota; Saprolegniomycetes; Saprolegniales; Verrucalvaceae. The coding region runs from base 12 to 896 and encodes 294 amino acids.
CACAAAACGAGAUGGUGGGCCAGAAGCGCAAGAAGUCAGCAGUUGCCGCCGAGGUCGACGACGAACUCAAGGAGAAGCGGCGUGUUCAAUGGAAACUAAACCAGCGAAACAGUCGUCAAAAGCGAACUAACUUGGCCAGCACCCUCACAAAGGAGAACAGCGACGCAGCCGACGCCAUCGAGGCGCUAGAGCGUCGGUUGGAAGCGCUCGCCGGCAGUGCCGUCGUCGCGCGGGAGCCCAUGUCCGUGUUCCGCGGCAACGCGGCCGUGCGGAUCAUCGAUGAGUACUACCAGGUGUUCCAGAACGGUUUCGCCACGUGUCCCGUCCAGCAGCAGUUCCAGUACGACUUUGUGCGAAAGAUCAUGACGACGUCCACGAGUUUUAUGAACGCGCAAGGCGCCGAGAGCGUCGUGAACCAGUGGCGCCUCAUGACGACAUCCCACCACUCCCUUCGCAUCCGACCACUCAGUUGCGAGUACAUGAAGGAGGAAGACGGCGUCGUGGUCCGCGCCGUGUCCAGGUACAUCGUGCGCAUCUCAAGAAACACGCUGGAAACGCUGUAUCCGCAUGUGCUGAGUCGGGAGGCCCUCGUCCAGCACCUCGUCGGCCUCGAGGUGGACGCAUUGGACACGGUCCACUCGUACUUUGACGGGGACGGCCGCAUCAUCCGCCACGACGUCGUGAUCGACUUUGUGAACCCGCUCAUCAAACUCCUCGGGAACGUCGACCUCGCCGCGGAGGUGCUCAAUGGCGCCCACUUGGCAGACAACGGCCUCGUGGACAUUGAACGGAACGACAAGCGUGCGCAGAAGGCACUGCUGCAUGGGGAUGUCGGCCGGCCGUUUCAUGGAGGCCAACGAGCCGAUCUCGCGAUGCUGCUGUCAUCCGGUCUCUGACAACAGCACGGCGACACUUUUUAUAACUAUAUUAACACCAAAUUCGACCUAGCAGCAACAAACAUGCUUGAUCGUGGCAGGUUAGCCUAAAAUUCGCGUACG